Nyctereutes procyonoides (raccoon dog) is the source of this 508-nucleotide messenger RNA. RefSeq names its product 60S acidic ribosomal protein P1-like. The transcript has a single exon. Lineage: Eukaryota; Metazoa; Chordata; Mammalia; Carnivora; Canidae. Gene Ontology annotation, molecular function: ribonucleoprotein complex binding; structural constituent of ribosome; protein kinase activator activity. The record is from RefSeq and is a predicted model, not a curated record. Gene Ontology annotation, biological process: translational elongation; cytoplasmic translation. Gene Ontology annotation, cellular component: ribosome; cytosolic large ribosomal subunit. The coding region runs from base 127 to 471 and encodes 114 amino acids.
AAAAUUUGUUUCCUUUCCUCAGCUGCCGCUAAGGUGCUCGGUCCUUCCGAGGAAGCUAAGGCCGCGUUGGGGUGAGGCCCUCACUUCAGCCGGCGACUAGCACCGCGCUCGGCACGCGCCCUCGCCAUGGCCUCCGUCUCGGAGCUCGCCUGCAUCUACUCGGCCCUCAUCCUGCACGACGACGAGGUGACGGUCACGGAGGAUAAGAUCAAUGCCCUCAUUAAAGCAGCGGGUGUGAAUGUUGAGCCUUUCUGGCCGGGUUUGUUUGCAAAGGCCCUGGCCAACGUGAACAUUGGGAGCCUCAUCUGCAAUGUAGGAGCUGGUGGACCUGCGCCAGCAGCUGGUGCUGCGCCAGCAGGAGGUCCUGCUCCUUCCACCGGUGCUGCCCCAGCUGAGGAGAAAAAAGUGGAAGCCAAGAAAGAAGAAUCUGAGGAGUCUGAUGAUGACAUGGGCUUUGGUCUCUUUGACUAAACUUUUAUAAGCUGCUCAAUAAAAAGCUGAACUCCUG